GCCGCUGCUGACUCCAUCCCUCUUGACUUCCUGGCCACGCCCCCUCAUCCCGCACUGCAAACUAACGCGUGUGUAUACGCAUAGGGAGGAAGAGCAUCUCGGCCUCAGAUAAGCAAGGCUGCCUCAGAGGAAUCAACAGGCAAGCCACACCUCUCCUCUUUUUACGAAUUUGAUCUUGGUUUAUGGAUAAUCAAGGGAGCAAUGUUCAAAAUUUCAUUCAUGCUAAUGGACACCUGGUGCUUGAAAGAGUGCAUAACAACUAUAAUCUAAGAUCUUUCACUCAAAAAGAGAUACAAGACAUCACCGGUGGGUAUAGCACUGUCCUGGGAGAAGGGGGAUUUGGUAAGGUUUACAAAGGAAAACUAGAUGAUCAUCGUCCAGUCGCAGUAAAGGUAUACAAAAAUGGAACCAUGAAAGAAGAGUUCGCCAAAGAGGUCAUAGUGCAUUCUCAGAUAAAUCACAAGAAUGUCGUCAGACUGUUUGGUUGCUGCACGGAGGUAAAUGCUCUUACGAUUGUUAUGGAGUUUGUAUGCAAUGGCAACCUCUACGACAUCCUUCAUUGCAGCAGCAGCAAUGCUAAUGGUUGUAUCCCCUUCCCUUUGGACAAACGUUUGGACAUUGCCAUUGAGUCUGCUGAAGCAUUAUCAUGCAUGCAUUCAAUGUAUAGUCCUGUUCUUCAUGGUGACAUCAAAUCCGCUAAUAUAUUGCUAGAUGAAAAUCUUCAGCCAAAGCUAUCGGAUUUUGGGAUAGCAAGAUUGCUUGCUGCUGACGAGAUUCAGAAUACUGUAAAUGUCAUUGGUUGCAUAGGUUACAUGGACCCUUUGUUUUGUCAGAGUGGGAGACUAACUCUGAAGAAUGAUGUAUACAGUUUUGGAGUCGUUUUGCUGGAAAUCAUCACCCGAAAGAAAGCUGUGGACGGAAACAGCAUCCUUGCUCAAACUUUUGCCGAAGCCCCACGAAAAGGGAAAAAGAUGAGGCAGAUGUUUGAUGUGGAAAUUGCGAAUGAUAAAAAGAACACGAAAUUUCUUGAAGAUGUCGCAAAACUAGCAGCUGAGUGCUUAAAAAUGGAGGGCAAAAUGCGUCCUGAAAUGGUUGAAGUAGCGGACAGACUUAGAACAAUUAGAAAAGCUUACCAUCAGCGCAAGGGCAGAAGUUCUGCAGGUAGCAACUCUGGACUUACGAAAAGUGGAAAGUCAGAUGUCAACAAUAGUGAUAAAUUUCCACCAUCUGUGGUACUUACCAUUUCUAUGGAUGAACUGAAAGAGAUAACCAGGAACUUUAGCAAUAAUGCUCUAAUAGGAGAAGGCUCACAUAGUCAAGUUUUUUAUGGAGUGCUGAAAGAUGGACGUAAAACUGCAAUCAAGAAGAUUAGGCCUACUAACGAAGUCAUUUUGGAGGUUCCGGUGGUCUCAAGAUUCACACAAGACAAUGUUAUCCAGCUUCUCGGAUAUUGUGUUGAAGGAAACAAUCGUAUUCUUGCUUACGAGUAUACAUCCAGGGGAUCGUUGAAUGAUAUUCUUCAUGGUAAAAAUAAUAUUGGAGGAGCCGAACCAGUACGGGUUCUGUCAUGGGUAAAACGUGUGAAGAUUGCCUUGGGUGCUGCAACUGGGCUUGCGUUUCUCCACGAGAAGGCACAGCGUAUCCAUAGUUCCAUCAAGUCCAGCAACAUAUUUCUCUUUGAUGGUGACGUUGCAAAGAUUAGUUUCCCUGGUGUUUCCAGACAGGACCCUAACAACAUAAAUAAUAUCCUUUUGGAUCGUCCCAGUUUGCCUCCCAGUCCCAGAUCCUGUUAUGACGCGCCUGAGUAUACAACAGACGGACAAUUUUGUAUACUGAGUGAUGUCUAUAGCUUUGGGGUCGUGCUGCUGGAACUUUUAACCGGUCGCAGUGCAGUUGAUCCUAAACUACCCUAUGGCAAACCUCUGGUGGACUGGGCUAUACAAGGACUUAGUAAAUGCAAGGUGCAAGAAUUCGUGGAUCCGAAGCUCCGAGGAGAUUACCCUCGCAAGGCUGUCACCAAGAUGGCUGCACUCGCGGUGCAAUGCAUAGAUCUCAAGUGGUACCGCCCACAAAUGAGGGUCGUCAUCGAGGCUCUAAGGAAUCUUCCCAGCGAUACCGGAAAAAGGAGUUCAUUGGAAGUUUAAAGAGUUACAAUCUAGAAGCACCAGUUCCUCUGGGGGACUAUGGUUCAGUCACACAGUAAUAGGCUCUGUGCAGCUAUUGUUUGCCGGUCGAUCUGCCACUCUCAUUUGUUCCCUUCGUAUCUUCAGUGGAUAAACUCCCAACCAGACAUCAACCAUCUGAUUUUUGAAUCUAGCUGACCAUAUGCCGAGGCGAUCUACAUUAGUACUAAACAGGGUCCUCGUAGCCUCCCAAGAAUUCUUGAAUUUAAAGAUACUGUAUUGUUAUUUGUAUGCUUGGUAGAACUUUGGAGUGCAUCUUA
This is a messenger RNA of Triticum dicoccoides, 2443 nucleotides long. Its product is annotated as wall-associated receptor kinase-like 8. The transcript has 9 exons. NCBI's taxonomy places the organism in Eukaryota, Viridiplantae, Streptophyta, Magnoliopsida, Poales, Poaceae. The record is from RefSeq and is a predicted model, not a curated record. Gene Ontology annotation, molecular function: protein serine/threonine kinase activity; ATP binding. Gene Ontology annotation, cellular component: plasma membrane. Gene Ontology annotation, biological process: protein phosphorylation; cell surface receptor signaling pathway. Bases 183 to 2144 code for a protein of 653 amino acids.